AGGUACACAGGCAGAUGUGCAUUAGCUAAUGUUGCCUGAAUGCAGCUGGGUUGGGCAGAUCUAAUAGACAGACCAUAACACUAUGACAUCAUCAAGGGAGGGGGGAGCAGGGCUGAGAUAGAAAGAGAGAGAGAGAAUGAAGAAGCGAGGGAGGGAGGGAUUAAACGAGCCACACUAAGGGACAGAGCAAGCUGUCAGAUAACAGAGAUAGAGCGAGGGAGAGAGAGGACGAGUGUAUGUGUGCAAGAGGACGCAGGGCAAGACUCACUCCACAGACAGAAGGUUCACCUCCCAGUGGAUUCUUGUGGAUUUCUCCAUUGUUUCCACUGCAUCUUUCCUUUUCCCCUUUCCCUAGCCAUUCCCCCUUCCCCUCUCCCCCCCCCCCCCCCCCCACACUCUACUCUCUGCUCUGGACUGCUUCUCCGGGCAUGCUACUUAAGUCCAAGUAUGGCCGCUUCCGGAACGACUCUGUGACCUCCUCUGACGACCUGAUACAGAGCCUAGCCAUGAGCGAGAAGGUGGUGGCCACGCCGGUGGCCUCCUCGUCCACACCUGGCUUGGUGCUGCCGCCCCUGGAGACCGCUUCCCUUCCUCAGCCCUCGGACCAGGUGCUGGCCGAAUCGCCCGGGCUGGACGGCGAGCAGGACAACACCACCACCUUCUGCAUGCUCAUCCCCAAGAUGCCCCAGUGGAAGUUCUCCAACUCACUGCUAAGCCGAAGCCCCUCCAAUAGCAGCUCCAGCUCUGGUUCCAGCAAGGACUCUGGCAGGGCGACUGCAUCCGAGAGUUCUGCACCCGCUUCUGGGGGUGCAAUUGCUGCCAGCGGUCCUGUGGCUAGUCUUGCAGCUGUGUUUAACUCCUGUGACCCUGUUUGUGUGGGCCCUUGUUCCCUACAGGCUGUUAGGCGGCAGAGGGCCACCGGGCGAUCACCCAGUCCCAGAGAGUCCAGUGCAGGGGCUAACGAGAGGAGUCCAGGGGGCUCUGGGAGCUUCAGGACAGGGAUGAACCGGAGGACCAGGGUGGAGGGUAUAUGGCUGGGAGAUAACUGCACCCAGAAGGGCAGCUUCAUCAAUAAGCCUUCCCAGGGGUGGUUGCACCCAGACAAGAAGAUAAGCAGCAUGGGGGCUUCCUAUAUCGUCAGGUAUAUGGGUUGCAUUGAGGUUCUGAAAUCCAUGCGAUCUUUGGACUUCAACACUAGGACACAGGUCACAAGGGAGGCCAUCAACAGGCUGUGUGAAGCCGUACCAGGAGGAAAAGUUGCCUGGAAGAGGAAAGCCGCCAACAAAACCCUCCAGUCCAUCAUGGGGAAGAGUAACCUGCGAUUUGCUGGAAUGAGCAUCGGCGUCAACAUCUCCAUUGAUGGCUUGAGUUUGCUUGUCCCGACCACACGACAGGUGAUUGCUCACCACCCCAUGCAGUCCAUCUCUUUCGCAUCUGGUGGAGAUUCGGAUACGCCUGAUUACGUUGCUUAUGUAGCCAAAGACCCUGUCAAUCAAAGAGCGUGUCAUAUCCUGGAGUGCUCUGAUGGUCUUGCCCAAAAUGUGAUCAGUACCAUUGGCCAGGCCUUCGAACUGCAGUUUAAACAGUUCCUACACAGCCCACCCAAAGCCAUUCCCGCUAUGGACAGGAAUAUACGAACAGAGGAUUCAGCGUGGGGUGAUGAUGAGGAGUCGUCAGAGCACGAUUACUACAAUAGCAUCCCAGGCAAGGAGCCGCCGGUGGGGGGAGUGGUGGACUCCAGACUCAGGCCUCCUGCGGGUCUACUGGGCCACGUCCAUACACAACCACAGAACAAAUCCGCACAGACGGGGUCACCGGGCAAAAGAGAUGCAAGCAGCCUUCCUGCCGCCCACUUGUGUUAUGAAGUUCACUGGAAUACAGAGAACAACAGUAGCUCAAGUUUGACGUCAGAAGAUGGUUACUUGCGAGCAGAUGGUCAUCCUCCUGGCAGCCGAGAUUAUGAAGAACACCUGUACGUAAACACUCAGAAUCUGGACAUGUUGGAGGCCUCGGCAGUCGCCCGAGGAGGACGAAGACCCGAGAGCCCCAAGAAAGAUAUCUUUGACAUGAGGCCGUUUGAGGAUGCCUUGCGUCUACACGAGGCAAGUGGAGUUUGUGUAUUGGAGGACAAGUGGCCGAGCCCCCCAAGGCGGCGAGCCCCUGUGGCCCCCACAGAGGACCAGCUCCAAUGCGAGAUGUGGUACCACGGCCGCAUGAGCCGCAGGGAUGCUGAGAAUCUACUGGGCCGAGAUGGAGAUUUCCUGGUGCGGGACAGCGCUACUAACCUGGGUCAGUAUGUGCUGACGGGGAUGCAGUGUGGACUUCCCAAACAUCUGUUGCUGGUGGAUCCAGAGGGAGUGGUUCGGACUAAAGACAUGCUUUUUAAGAGCAUCAGUCACCUGAUCAACUACCACCUGACCAACAAGGUGCCCAUUGUUGCGGCAGAGAGCGAAUUACACCUCCAACAAGUGGUAUGCAGAAAGCAUUGACCCCCACUUAAAGCCCAUACACACGAAAGCAAGGCCGUCCCCUGUGCCACCAAUCUAGAGGCCCCACACUAUUGCCUUAAACACAGUCUCUGAGCUUCCUCUGGAAAUUGUGGGAUAUUGCUGCUCCUUAGGCACUGACCACAAACUACAGCUUUCAGCAUGCCUUGCUCAAUUUACAUCUCCUUCAAACAACUGAGAAGACUCCCACACCCCAACUGAGAGUUGCACGUUGGGAAAUAAAGUCCUUCUAAACCUUUCCCUUGUGCAAACUGGACCCUGCUAUUCCCAGCAGACUGCUCUUGGAUCAAAAAUGUGAACUUACGAGACACACAUAGACAAAUCAUCGUGUUCCCUUCCUCUCCUCUACAUCUGUUUGAGCGUUCAUCUUGACUGGGCUGUCGUUUCUAAAUGUGAUGUAUUCAGCAACUGAGGUUGUGAUCUUCUUUGAUGAUGCCUCUUUGGAAAUCUGGACAUCAGUAUCUUGUUGUGCUUACAAAUGUGGUCAACAGUUUGUUCUCAGGAUGCAGUAUUUGAAAAGGACAUCAUAAGCUCAUAAGCUCCCUCGCUUUAACUCAGUCUAAUGCAGUUGUAUCGAAUUCACAUGUUUAAUUUAUAAACUCUCAGGACCAAAUGUUGGGUCAUGCUCAUGUGAUGUUACCUUUUUUUUUUUUUUUUUUAUUAUAGUGAAUAUUGUGAUCCAGAAAUGCAUUAUGCUUCAUAAUAUAGGAGACAACCAAACAUCUGGACAUAUUCAAUUUCUCUGUUGUGGUUAAUAACAUAAACAAAUGCCCACAGUUUCAUUUAAGGUGUUCUAGUAAUAAAGCAAAAAAGUGAAGUCGGGGCAGAUCAAUA
Messenger RNA from Myxocyprinus asiaticus (Chinese sucker), 3341 nucleotides. Its product is annotated as SHC-transforming protein 2-like. Gene Ontology annotation, cellular component: plasma membrane. Bases 237 to 2489 code for a protein of 750 amino acids. NCBI's taxonomy places the organism in Eukaryota, Metazoa, Chordata, Actinopteri, Cypriniformes, Catostomidae. Gene Ontology annotation, molecular function: receptor tyrosine kinase binding. The record is from RefSeq and is a predicted model, not a curated record. The transcript is spliced from 13 exons. Gene Ontology annotation, biological process: cell surface receptor protein tyrosine kinase signaling pathway; intracellular signal transduction.